Molecule: messenger RNA, 885 nt
Organism: Lacerta agilis (Sand lizard)
Lineage: Eukaryota; Metazoa; Chordata; Lepidosauria; Squamata; Lacertidae
Gene: ROPN1L
Product: rhophilin associated tail protein 1 like
Exons: 6
Coding region: 161-799 (212 amino acids)
Source: RefSeq, a predicted model, not a curated record
UCGCGGUUGCUACGAGACGGCGAGGCGCGAGCGCGCUGCCAUAGCAACUCAACGGCGGCGGGCCGCCUCGUCCCUUUCGAGAAAGAGCGCGAGGGAGGGCGAGGGGUUUAAAAGCCCCGGCGAGUUCUCUUAGCUUUCUGGUUUUGGACCUAGUACAACCAUGCCUGUUCCAGAUGUUAUGUUCUGUGCGCAGCAGAUCCAUGUUCCUCCUGAAUUGCCAAAUAUUAUGAAACAAUUUACCAAGGCUGCUAUCAGGACCCAACCGCGUGAUGUACUUCAGUGGUCUUAUGCGUAUUUCUAUGCUUUGUCAAAUGGAGAGCCUCUUCCUGUGAAGGACCGCCUUGAAAGGCCAGUAGCCACACAGAAAAAUGACACUGGUCUGACUCCAGGACUCCUUAAAAUUUUGCAUAAACAGCUCUCUGAAAAGGAAACUGUGGAAGUAUCAGACCUUCAGAGAAAGUGGAAAAACUUGUGCUUGCCAAUGGAACAGCUCCGCAACCUUCUUCGACUGGGCAAUUUUUUAGAAGGAGUGGAAUGGAUGAAGUUCUUUGCCCUUGCAUGUAGUGCUCUUGGUGGGUCCUUACUCAGUUCUAUGAAACAUGCCUGUGAAAUUCUUACAAAUGAUCCAGAAGGUGGAGCAGCCCGCAUUCCAUAUGACACUUUCGCAUUUAUCUAUAGCUACUUGGCUAGCUUAGAUGAGGAGAUAACAGAGGAAUCCACUGAGAAAUUCCUGAAGGGUCUUAAAGAACAAGUGUCACGCAAGGAAUAUAUGGUUGGAGUUGCAGAUUUCCGCAAAUGAAACCUUAAAUCAGGACUUAACAGAACGUGGAAUAACAUUACAUUAUCUGACAUAAAGUACAGAUUUUUAAAGUUAAUAAUAUGCUA